Messenger RNA from Drosophila albomicans, 3055 nucleotides. RefSeq names its product calcium permeable stress-gated cation channel 1 (gene Tmem63). Gene Ontology annotation, cellular component: plasma membrane. Lineage: Eukaryota; Metazoa; Arthropoda; Insecta; Diptera; Drosophilidae. Gene Ontology annotation, molecular function: calcium-activated cation channel activity. The record is from RefSeq and is a predicted model, not a curated record. The transcript has 3 exons. Bases 321 to 2624 code for a protein of 767 amino acids.
CUUUUUUCAAGAAACAUAAAGUCUGAAUUUGUCUAAAAAUAAUAAUUAUUCAAUUAUAAUUGAAUGUCUAUAAUAAUUGGCUGCAAGAAACAUCGAUGUUUGCCGUAAUAAAUCGAUGUUUUAAGCAAUUUUAGAAACAUCGAUGCAUCGAUUGUGCCAUCGAUGUUUAUUGUUCGGACAAAGAGUGUAAAAAGAAAACAGAUGAAUUUAAAUGUGCAAUAAAUAACAAUAGCAAUCUACACAAUAAAAUCAAAAUAUAGCUUGCAAGUGAUUCACGUCCAGCUGUCGCUGUCAUUGUGAGCAGGUGAAAAGCUUCCAAAAUGAUGGAUAUUACGGUAUUCGAUACUGGAAUCCAGAACAAUUCCUAUUGCUUGGUUACGGGCAAUCGAACGACAAUCUUCACGAGCGCCUACAAUGGUAUACCCGAGACCUUGAUACUUAACACAAUUUUCUGGGUACUGCUGUUGCUUUUGUUUACCACUCUGCGGCAUCGAGCGAGCGAUUAUCGCUUGGCCUUGGUCAACAGCAAUGGCAACAAGAAGCGUUGGACGGAAAUAUUUUAUUCGCGUGCAGCGAGCGUUGUGGAACCACAACCGGGCACAUCUUCACAAAAUCCCACACCACGACCCAGUGUAGACUCGCAUCACUCGCCUGGAGCGGAAUCAACCCCGUUGUCACCCAUUGACACCGAUCCGGGUCUGUUUAGUUGGAUACGCGUCACGUUUAAGCUGCGCAAAGAAACAAUUCUUCUGCAUUCUGGUCCCGAUGCGGUGCACUAUUUGUCUUUCCAACAGCAUUUGAUGGCUGUGAUGGCAAUAGUCACCAUCAUCUCAUUGGCCAUCAUUUUGCCCAUUAAUUUUCUUAAUGGACCCUCGAAUGACUUUUACGAUGUUAACGCCUUUGGACGUACCACAAUGGCCAACCUGGAACCGCAGUCGCCGUGGCUUUGGGUACACACGAUCAUCACCAUAUUGUAUAUACCGUUAGUGGUGCUCAUAAUGCGGCGUUCCUCGGGACGUAAUGCGUUCAAGAAGGCCGCCACGCGCACUAUUAUGAUAUCCAAUAUCUCCAACAGUGAUCGCAACAAGACCGUGAUACGGAAUUAUAUGCAGGAAUUGUUUCCGGAUGUGACCAUCGAAACAGUCAGCAUAGCCUACAAUAUUUCGCGUCUGUUUGUGCGCAACGCGGAGUAUGAGCGCGCUCACGAGGCGAGAAUCUAUUGUGAACAACAUCGGGAUCGGGACUCACUGAUGGCCAAGCCAGAGAUGUGUUCGUGCAAGAAAGAGAAUGCCUAUGAAUAUUACCAGCGUGAGGAGCGUAAAUUAUCUGGGGAUGUGGCACGUUUGCGUGCCUCGACCAUGAACGAACCACUGGACAUUGCCUUCCUUACCGUCUCCACCGUCCAGGAAGCCCAAAAUAUUGUCACCCACUUUACACCCGGCACGUACAGGCAAUGGAACAUUAUGUUUGCCCCAUCACCAGAUGACAUCUUCUGGGAAAACUUGAAUGUAAAUAAGAGUCAUUGGUAUCUGAAAUUCGUGUGCGUCAAUGUGGUGCUCUUCAUUGUGCUCUUUUUCUUGACCACACCGGCGAUGGUUGUCAAUUUGCUAAACAGUCGCCCUUGGCUGAAGGACACGGAAACGAAAAUCUCGCCAUUGGUAUCAGAAUUCUUGCCCACAUUGAUGCUGUGGACAUUGUCCGCUUUGAUGCCCGUUAUAGUCUCCAUAUCGGACAAAUGGAUGGGGCACUACACGCGCUCCAAGCAAAACUAUUCCAUCAUGACAAAAUGCUUUAGCUACUUGCUACUGAUGAUUUUAAUUUUGCCAUCACUUGGAUUGACCUCGGCACAGGCGCUGCUCGAGUGGGGAUUGACAAACGAAACUGGACGCUGGCAAUGCAUUUUCCUGCCGGAUCGCGGCUCUUUCUAUGUUAAUUACAUCAUAACAGCUGCAUUUAUUGGUACCUCAUUGGAGCUGCUGCGUUUCCCCGAGCUGAUUGUCUACAUUUGGGCAUUGCUGAAAGCCAAUUCAAAGGCUGAAACACCGUACAUUCGAAAGUCUAUCUUGAUCGAGUUUCCCUUUGGCAUACACUAUGCCUGGACAACACUUGUGUUUACCAUAUCGAUUGUGUACAGUGUAUUUUGUCCGCUGAUCAUGCCGUUUGCCAUGAUUUACAUUUGCCUGAAGCACAUGGUGGAUCGCCAUAAUUUGUACUUUGCCUAUGGACCUUCGAAUAUGAUAUCACGCAAGGGAGGCAAAAUUCACUCGACUGCUGUCACAAUGACCAAGUUUUCGGUGCUCAUAUUAGUACUGAUUAUGGCGAUGAUAUGUUAUUUUCGUGGCGAUGGCGAUGGCAUGGCACGAUUCUUAUUACUAAUCAUCACUUUGGCCAUUACGGUGACGUUGUUCAUCUUCAUGUCGCCUAUCAAACGCUGUGCGGCGACUCGACGACCAAGUAUUGUGGAAAUCGCUGGCCCAGCACCUGCCUACAUUCCGGACGUACUCAAAGUGCGUACGGAAACCAACAACACUCGACCCUCGGUGGCCGGAUUCGGUAAUUAUGGUGCGGAUAAUGUAUCCGAUUACGACAGCUCCCAAUACAGCGUCAACAGUGUGGAGGCGUAAGGCGCCAUUCGGCUAAAUUGAACUCUCUAUAAGCAAUCAAAGAGUUGAACAAUUAACAUUUAUAUACUAUUUUUGUAUAAGACUUUUUUGUGUAGAAGCCGCUGAGAACUUUCCAAGUGUUAAAAUGUUUGCAAUAUGUGCUUUGUUUGCAAAUGGGAAAAUUGUGAUACCAAUAUUAGUCUCGAUUUUUGCGUCUGAGUUCAGUUUAAAUGUGAGACACGCGCUGCGCCUUUUUAAUUUGUAAUACCUUUUUGUAUAUACUAUAUCGAUAUGUAUUUGUCCCUGAUUUACCUCCUAUUAAUGAAACUUAUGUGUAAUAUUAAUUGUAAAUAUUAAUUCUUUUACCACAUAUUCUUUAUAUAAGCGUAUAACUAACUGUCGUCACACUCCAGCUUGCAACUAAAUUUAAUGAGUAUUAGUUAAAAAACAAA